AUGCUUGUGUGCAAAAGAUGUUCUCCAUCUGAUUGGAGAUUUUGUGUUGCUACAUUUUCGCAAAAUCAUUCAGUAGGCGAAAGAGGUGGUUAUAAAAAGGGGGGAGGUUUGGUGGACAGUGGGGAUUUGGCACCAUGUCGUACUUUAGUUGGUGAAGAUGAUGAUUCUCUCGAAAAAUUUAACUUUAAGAAAAAUGACAAAAUCUUAGUAAUGGGCAAGCCUUCAGCGUCUCAGGAGGAUGGAGGAUGGAAGAAACUGGUUGAGUAUGAGAAAAAAAACACGCCUGUCAUUGGCAAGAAGUAUGAUAAAAAUGAGGAAGAUCUAGCAGCUUUGGAACAGAAUUUUUUGGAAGGGCCGCUACGGAUGGAAGCAAUUAAGAAAAUGGAACGAAGGCUGAACCAGUUUACAGAAGAUUGUUUAAAAGAGUUAGAAUUUAUUGACGGUUUACAAAUUGUUUCAGAUAACACAUCUGAAGAACAGGCUCAAAGGAACCGUGAGAAGCGAAAACAGUUAAUUAAUGGAAUCCAGGAUCUCUUGAAUAGAAAUGAUAAAUUUGUGAACAGGCUACAGAACUAUCUCUAUAAAGUAGAACAUCCAGAUGAAGGUUUAUAG
Enterobius vermicularis (human pinworm) is the source of this 612-nucleotide messenger RNA. The record is from the annotation of a GenBank genome assembly. Lineage: Eukaryota; Metazoa; Nematoda; Chromadorea; Rhabditida; Oxyuridae.